AUGAUAAAAUUUAAGGAGAAGGAAUUCUUAAUACUAAGAAAGGAGAUUAAUAUAAAGGAGAAUUUUAUGAAAAUAAGAAGCAUGGCCAUGGAGAGUUUCAUACAACAAAAGGAGAUAGGUGAAUAUUGGAAAGAUAAAAGAUAAGGAAGAGGUACUUAUUUCUUUCCUAAUGGUGAUAUUUAUAAUGGUUAAUUUUAAGAUGAUUAAAUGCAUGGUAAAGGAGAACUCAAAAUAUAGAAUACUGGAGAUAUGUAAAAAAUUAAUGAGAAUUCUAGAUAUACUGGUUCAUUUAAAAAUAACAAAAAAGAAGGAGAUUUUGAAAUCAAACAUUCCAAUGGAUAGAUUGCUAAAGUUACCUUUAAAAAUGAUUAAGUAAUAGGAAAUGUAAAAUCAAUUAUCUAAAAAGCAAUAAAAGGAUCUAUAUUUCAUGAUAGAAAACAAUGA
Messenger RNA from Paramecium tetraurelia, 444 nucleotides. RefSeq lists its product as uncharacterized. The transcript is spliced from 5 exons. Gene Ontology annotation, cellular component: cytosol. The record is from RefSeq and is a predicted model, not a curated record. NCBI's taxonomy places the organism in Eukaryota, Ciliophora, Oligohymenophorea, Peniculida, Parameciidae.